Sturnus vulgaris (Common starling) is the source of this 268-nucleotide messenger RNA. The record is from RefSeq and is a predicted model, not a curated record. NCBI's taxonomy places the organism in Eukaryota, Metazoa, Chordata, Aves, Passeriformes, Sturnidae.
AUGUCGCGGGGCUCCCGCCUGGCACUGGCCGUCUCCGCAGUGCUCUCCGCCGCCAUCGUGGCGGCCGUGCACGUCCAGCAGCGCCGGGAGCUGGAGAGGCUGCGAAGUGGCGUUGUCAGAGAUCUUGAGCGUCAGAAUCAGAAAAAGGAGAACGUUCGCCUGUUAGAAGAGCAGAUUGCUCUGACAAAGCAGCUCACGGAAGAGAGAGACAAGGCGCUAAUGGAAAGACGUUCCCAGCAAUCUUAGGCAAAGGCCUGGCUCCUUAGAA